AUAAUCCACUGGUCAGUCAUGCCUUUGGUGUACUUGUUUGGGUGGAAGGGGAGGCUGGUGCUGAGCACUCUCCUUAUUUGUGCUGUAAUCUUCGAGUUAGCCAAUUGUCAAAAAGACGCCGAAGAACAGAGGCCCAUUCCAGGGAGGAAGCCCAAGCUGAGCAAACCCACACCUGGGGAAUCAACAAAUAAAGGGCCCAGAGCUGUAACAGCCAAACCCAAGGUCAAAGCUACACCCGCAUCCCAGGCACAGACCUUCCUCACACAGGUGCUAGACAGAGGGAAGUUUAAGAAGGUGGGAGAAACUAUAAGCGUGCGGACAGGAGAUACUCUUGAGCUGAGGUGCAGGGGCAAACCUGUGCAGUGGAGCGUUCCCUCGUACCUGGAGGAGGAGGAUGACGGAAGGCUCAGCACUGUCCAACAUGAGCGAUAUGGCGUUCUGACAUUGGUCAACACGACUGGUGCAGACACAGGGGAGUACACGUGUUACCCAAUGUACUGCGAAGACACCGACUGCAGGAAGGAGUAUGACAAAGCUGUCAAGGUCUUCGUCUUCUUUCCCGACCCACAAGAACUAUUUGUUCCGUCGUCUGACUACUACGAGGUGAUUCAGCUGAGGACCAACUGGCCGACAGUCCUCCCCUGCCAGGUGACGUCACCUGAGGCCAAAGUAUCGCUGCACCGUGAGUUUCCACCGGUGGAGGUGGCGGUGGAUGGGUUGGAGAUCUCCUUUAAUGUCAAGACGGGCUUCACCAUCCAUCGACCCCGGCCUUACCACGCCGGAGCCUUGUACUGUGUAGCCAGUCUGGGCAACCUGAGGCAGAGCUCCAUCAAGUACAUGCUGAUCUAUGUCAACUACCCCAUGGCGCCUCCUGCCCCGGUGAUCCAGGCCUCGUCGAGUUUGGCGGCUGUGGGGGAGAACCUGCGUGUCAGCUGCAGUGUGUUGGGAGAGCAGGAUGUGGCUGUGGAGUUCACCUGGGAAUACCCAGGACAGCAGAUUGGGAGGCCUCUGUACACACAGGAGAGCAUCACUCCAGUCGGUGGAGGACUGGCCCGACAGCAGUCUCAGUCCGUUCUCCUGGUGGAUGAGGUGAGGGACGUGGACCAGGGAACAUACACGUGCACCGCACAGAACCUGCAAGGAGCCAAAUCAGUAUCCACCACCGUUAAAGUGGUCCCCAAAGCGAAGGCUAAGAAACCAUGA
Xiphias gladius (swordfish) is the source of this 1203-nucleotide messenger RNA. Its product is annotated as platelet-derived growth factor receptor-like protein. The record is from RefSeq and is a predicted model, not a curated record. Lineage: Eukaryota; Metazoa; Chordata; Actinopteri; Istiophoriformes; Xiphiidae. The transcript has 7 exons. Bases 19 to 1203 code for a protein of 394 amino acids.